Python bivittatus (Burmese python) is the source of this 343-nucleotide messenger RNA. The record is from RefSeq and is a predicted model, not a curated record. Lineage: Eukaryota; Metazoa; Chordata; Lepidosauria; Squamata; Pythonidae.
CCCCUUCCCUCACGCCGUCCCUUUUCUCUGCCCCACAGCGAGCUGGAUUAUUACGACUCCCCCAGUGUCAACGCCCGGUGCCAAAAGAUCUGUGACCAGUGGGACUCCCUAGGAUCUCUGACCCACACACGGAGGGAAGCGCUGGAGAAAACAGAGAAGCAGUUGGAGACCAUCGACCAGCUCCACCUGGAAUAUGCCAAGCGAGCAGCACCCUUCAACAACUGGAUGGAGAGCGCAAUGGAGGACCUCCAGGACAUGUUCAUUGUCCACACCAUAGAGGAGAUAGAGGUACGAGGCUGUCCAAUAAAUCUUCCUAUCCUCUCUACCCUGCAAGAAUCUGGAA